Oenanthe melanoleuca is the source of this 3007-nucleotide messenger RNA. It is a transcript of the gene OLFM2, whose product is annotated as olfactomedin 2. The record is from RefSeq and is a predicted model, not a curated record. The transcript is spliced from 6 exons. Bases 778 to 2226 code for a protein of 482 amino acids. Gene Ontology annotation, biological process: signal transduction. NCBI's taxonomy places the organism in Eukaryota, Metazoa, Chordata, Aves, Passeriformes, Muscicapidae.
ACCCCCGGUUUUCGGUGUUACCGGGGAGGAAAUUCCCGUUGUCACUCCCGGUUUUCGGUGUUACCGGGGACCCGGUGCCACCCCCGGUUCCCGGUGCCGCAUUUUUAACUCGGGGGCGGUCGAUUCCCUUUGAGCCACCCCCGGUUUUCGGUACCAGCCCCCAAUCCCGGUGUUACCGGGGGAGGAUUCUCAUUACCACCCUCGAUUCCCGGUUUUCCCGGUCCCCAUCCCAUUUCUCGGUGUAACCGGAGGAGGAUUCCCGGUGCCCCCCCAUUCCCGAUUCCACCCCCAAUUCCCGGUUUUCCCGGUGCCCCCCCAUUCCCGGCAUUACCGAGGGAGGAAUUCCCGAUCCCACCCCCAAUUCCCGGUUUUCCCGGUGCCCCCCCCAUAAUCCCGGUGUUACCGGGGGAGCUUUUCCCGAUCCCACCCGCGUUUCCCGGUGUUACCGGGGGAGGUUUUCCCGGUACCCACCCCCAUUCCCGUUGUUACCGGGGGAGGAUUCCCGGUGCCCCCCCCAUUCCCGGUGUCACUGUGGGAUCUUUUCCCGGUUUUCCCGGUGCCCCUUUUCCAAUCCCGGUGUUACCGGGGGAGGAUCCCCGAUCCCACCCCCAUUCCCUGUCCCACCCCCGUCCCUUCUCUCCCACAUUCCCACCUCUCCAUCCUCUCCCCCACCCCCUCCCCGGUUUCCCCCCGCCCGUUCUCCCCGGUUUACCGGGGGGGGUGUGAUGGGCUCGGGGCGCUGCCGGUGGCGCUCCCGGUGGUGGCGGCGCGGUGACAAUGACGGUGCCGCUGCUGAAAAUCGGGGCCGUGCUCAGCACCAUGGCCAUGGUCACCAACUGGAUGUCCCAAACCCUCCCGUCCCUCGUGGGGCUCAACGGCACCGCCGUGUCCCGGGCCGGCACCUCGGAGAAAAUCACGCUGUUCCAGAGCCCAGAUGAGGGCUGGCAGGUUUUCACCUCGGCUCAGGCGCCGGAUGGGAAAUGUCUGUGCACGGCCGUGAUCCCCGUGCAGGGCUCGUGCCACAGGGACCUGAGGGGGAUCCAGCUCCGCCAGCUCCUGGAAAAGGUUCAGAACCUGUCCCAGUCCGUGUCCCUGCUGGAUCUCCGCACCUUCCGGGACCUGCAGUACGUGCGGGACGCGGAGUCGCUGCUCUCGGCUCUGGGCUCGCGGCUCCGCGCGGCCGCCGAGGGGCCCCGGGGGCUCAGCGCCCGCAGCUUCCAGGACCUGCAGCAGAAGAUGCAGGAGCUGCUGCCGCUGCUGCCGGUGCUGGAGCAGUACAAAUCCGACUCCAGGCUCAUCGUGCACCUCAAGGACGAGGUCAGGAACCUCUCUGGGAUCCUCCUGGCCAUCCAGGAGGAGAUGGGAGCCUACGACUACGAGGAGCUGCAGCAGCGAGUGCUGCUGCUGGAGGCCAGGCUGCACGCCUGCCUGCAGAAACUGGGCUGUGGGAAGCUGACUGGGGUCAGCAAUCCCAUCACCAUCCGCGCCUCGGGGUCGCGCUUCGGAUCCUGGAUGACCGACACGAUGACGCCAAGCGCUGACAACCGGGUAUGGUACAUGGACGGCUACUACAAGGGCCGCCGCGUGCUGGAGUUCCGCAGCCUCACCGACUUCAUCAGCGGCCAGAACUUCGUCCAGCACCUCCUGCCUCACCCUUGGGCCGGCACCGGCCACGUCGUCUUCAAUGGCUCCUUGUACUACAACAAAUUCCAGAGCAACGUCGCCGUGCGCUACCACUUCCGAUCGCGCAGCGUCCUGGUGCAGCGGAGCCUCGCCGGCGCCGGCUACAACAACACCUUCCCUUACUCGUGGGGUGGAUUCUCCGACAUCGACUUCAUGGUGGACGAGAACGGCCUUUGGGUGGUCUACACCACCAACCAAAACGCCGGCAACAUCGUGGUGAGCCGGGUGGAUCCGCAGACCUUGGAGGUGUUGAGGAGUUGGGAUACCGGUUACCCCAAGCGCAGCGCCGGCGAGUCCUUCAUGAUCUGCGGCGUCCUCUACGUCACCAACUCCCACCUGGCCGGCGCCAAGAUUUAUUUCGCUUACCACACCAACACCUCCAGCUACGAGUACACCGACAUCCCCUUCCACAAUCAGUAUUCCCACAUUUCCAUGCUGGACUACAACCCGCGCGAGAGGGUUCUCUACACCUGGAACAACGGCCACCAGGUCAUCUACAACGUCACGCUCUUCCACGUCAUCAGCACGGCCGGAGAGCUCUGAUGGACCUGCACAAUUCCUGGGGCUUUGGGGGGGUUUUUUUUGUUGGUUUUUUUCUUUUUUUUUUUGUUUUUUUUUUUUUUUUUUCCGAUGCUUCCGCGCUUCUCCUUUCCGAGUUGGAAAUUCCCGAGCUCGAAUUCGGUUUUGGUGCCAUUAUUCUGCUCCUGGGUUGAGUUUUUCCUCCUUUUUUUCAUUUAUUCCUCCUUUUCUUCCUUCAUUUUCCCUCUCUUUUUCCCCUUUUACCCAUUUUUUCACUUUCCACCUUUUUCGCUUUUUCCCUCCCUUUUUUCCUUCUUUUUCGCCCAUUUUUUUCCUCCUUUUCUCCAUUUUUCUCUCUCUUUUUCCCACUUUUUCUCCAUUUUCCUUCCCCCAUUUCCCAUUCAUUUCCCCCCUUUUUUCCUUCUAUUUUCCUCUUUUUCACCAUUUUUCCGUCCCCCUUUUCUCCUUUUUUCCUCUUUUUCCCCAAUUUUUCUCAAUUUUUUCUUCCCACCUUUUUUCCAUUUCCCUCCCCCUUUUCCCCUCCUUUCCUUUCUUCCCCUCACUCCAUUUUCCCUUCUAUUUUUGUGCAACUCACUAGAUUUUUUUUUUUCCCCCAGAUUUUUCCCCAAUUCCAUUUUUUAAAUUCCUCCUCCCCCACAAUUCUUCUGGAAUUCCAUCGGAUUCAUGGCGCAUGGAGCUGCUCUGCCUUGGGGUUUUUCCAUUAUUUUUUUCUUUUUUUGGGAAUUUUGGGGCAAAAUUCCAUCUUUAUUUCGACGGCAAAUAAAAAAUAAAAAUUAUCUCCGGC